CCUGUGGCAGCUGUCUUUUCUGGUGCUGGUGAGUCACUAUGUCUGGACGCGGCAAGCAAGGCGGCAAAGCGCGGGCUAAGGCCAAGACGCGCUCUUCCAGGGCCGGCCUGCAGUUCCCGGUGGGCCGGGUGCACCGUCUUUUGCGCAAGGGCAACUAUUCCGAGCGAGUCGGGGCCGGCGCGCCAGUAUACCUGGCAGCGGUGCUGGAAUACUUGACCGCCGAGAUCUUGGAGCUGGCAGGAAACGCAGCACGGGACAACAAAAAGACCCGCAUCAUCCCGCGCCAUCUGCAGCUAGCCAUCCGCAAUGACGAAGAGCUGAACAAGCUUCUGGGUCGUGUUACCAUUGCUCAGGGCGGCGUCCUGCCCAAUAUCCAGGCUGUGCUGCUGCCCAAGAAGACCGAGAGCCACCACAAGGCUAAGGGCAAGUGAGACGCUUAACAGUCGAGCCCAUCAGUGAUCCCCAGUCUUAGAAAUCAAAGGCUCUUUUCAGAGCCACCUAAUUUUUCUGUAAAGUGCUGAAAUACGAAAUUUCUUAAGAAUUUUGUUUACCUAUUUUCUGCGACACUAGUAAAGCUUCAAAAAAUAAAAUACCCUUGCUUCAGUCCGUGGCCCGAAAGAGGUCGGUUUGUUUUUAAAACUCUUGCUUGCUCUAUGCACCACAAAACCUGUGGAAAAAAAAAAUCUUUGUUGUCUCCUGGUAAUAAACAGAUGCAAAGCGUCUACAAA
Lemur catta (Ring-tailed lemur) is the source of this 728-nucleotide messenger RNA. Its product is annotated as histone H2A type 1-B. Lineage: Eukaryota; Metazoa; Chordata; Mammalia; Primates; Lemuridae. Bases 39 to 431 code for a protein of 130 amino acids. The record is from RefSeq and is a predicted model, not a curated record. Gene Ontology annotation, molecular function: protein heterodimerization activity; structural constituent of chromatin; DNA binding. Gene Ontology annotation, cellular component: nucleosome. The transcript has a single exon.